AUGUUCGAGAAAAAGGGAAACGGCACCAUCUCGUACGAUGAGGAGCUGGUCAUCUCCAUCAAUAGAAACUACAUCAGUCUGGGAGCAGACGACUUCAACGACAAGAUCGAUGUCGAGAAGUACGGCCAGACCAAACGUAAGUUGAAUUCUCGUCAUGUUUCGCUUAUGAUCAUUGGUCAGUCCAUCGGCACUGGCCUCUACGUGGGCUUGAAAGGACCUCUCAUGACCUCAGGUUCACUUUCUCUCUUUCUCGGCUUUUUAAUUUGGGCCGUCACCAUGAUCUGGCCCCUUAUGCUAGCUACUGGUGAGAUGUGCUCGUACUUGCCGGUAAAGGGCACCUUUUUGCAUUUUGCAUCCCGCUGGCUCGACCCAGCCUUGGGUUUUGCAACCACUUUGAUUUAUUUAUAUACCACGCUUAUGUUCAUUUGUGUGGAAUCCGUGGCGUUUGCGUCCGUGGCUGGCUACUGGACUGACGCAUCUCCAGCGAUUUUCAUUUCCAUCUGCUUGGCGACCAUUUUGUUCUUCAACGUCUUUGGUGUCAAUUGGUACGGCGAGGUGGAAUUCUUUGCAUCUUUGCUCAAAGUCAUUCUCAUUGUGGGCCUCAUGUUCUUUGGUCUCAUUACCAUGUGCGGAGGAAACCCAAAAGGUGAUGCUUACGGUUUUAGGAAUUGGCCCGAGGGUGGUUUGAUGAAAGACUACCUCGUAGCAGGCAGCACAGGCAAGUUUUUGGGUCUCUGGAACGUUUUGAUCUAUGCUGCUUUUGCAUGCGCCGGUCCAGACAUGUUGGGUAUGGUCUCUGGUGAGAUCUCUCAGCCUAGAAAGAAUAUCGCCAUGGCUGCGAAAAGAACAUAUGUCCGUAUCUUCUUGUUCUACGUUGGGGGUAUUUUCUUCAUGAAUUCAAUGUGCUCCUCAAUCAACCCAGAUCUUGUUGCUGCCCACGAAGCUGGUCAAGAUGGUGCAGCAGCUUCGCCUUGGGUUAUUGGAAUUAAAUCCGUCGGUGUUCAGGGGCUCGAUUCCGUGGUUAAUGCGGUUGUGAUGACAUCCGCCUGGUCCUGUGGAAAUGGUUUUACUUACGGCGCUGCCAGAAGUGCUUACUCUGCUGCUUUGGCGGGCUACUUGCCAAGGGGCUUCUCAUACUGUUUGAAAAACGGCUGUCCAAUCGUUGCAGUUGUCUUUUCUUUGUCCAUUGGCUGUCUUUCAUACAUGAGUGUUUCCAAGUCGUCCGCUGUCGUCUUAGACUGGUUCAUUAAUUUGGCAACAACAGGUCUUCUUUGCACUUACACGGUUAUGUGGGCAUGUUACUUCAAAUUCAAGAAAAUAGUCCAGGUUCAGCCCUGCGACCAUGCAGACGAGAAGUACUACAAGGUGACGAGAUGGAUGUACCCAUACUUGACAUAUUGGGCUGCUUUGUUCAACUUCUUAGUCCUCUUGUUUAACGGAUUUUGGAUUUUCUUCCCAGGUGAAUUCUCGGUUGCCAAUUUGUUCACCUCUUACUUUGCUCCUUUCUUCUUCUGCGUGCUCUACGUUGUUCGCAAAUUCUGGAAGAAGACAAAAUGGAGAUCGGCAUUGGAAGCGGACAUUACCACAGGAAAAGCAGAAAUUGAUGACGAAGAAGAUGCAGAAAAAGAGGAAUUGGCGCUUCACCCAAGAAAACAGGGCAUCUUAUGGAAAAUCUGGUAUAAGUUUGCCGACUUUUGCUUUAAUUAA
Molecule: messenger RNA, 1707 nt
Organism: Candidozyma pseudohaemuli
Lineage: Eukaryota; Fungi; Ascomycota; Pichiomycetes; Serinales; Metschnikowiaceae
Exons: 1
Coding region: 1-1707 (568 amino acids)
Biological process (GO): amino acid transmembrane transport
Cellular component (GO): membrane
Molecular function (GO): amino acid transmembrane transporter activity
Source: RefSeq, a predicted model, not a curated record